This is a messenger RNA of Sciurus carolinensis (gray squirrel), 1210 nucleotides long. Its product is annotated as probable N-acetyltransferase CML1. The record is from RefSeq and is a predicted model, not a curated record. Bases 311 to 1039 code for a protein of 242 amino acids. Lineage: Eukaryota; Metazoa; Chordata; Mammalia; Rodentia; Sciuridae. The transcript has 2 exons. Gene Ontology annotation, molecular function: N-acetyltransferase activity.
GCCAGGCUAUCUUUGAUGCUUGGUCCUGUGCUUUCUCAGCAGCCUAAACCUUCACAAUCAGGCAGGAGGCUUUGUUGAGCUUGUGCUUGGCAACACAGGAUUCCUCUAAUAUGAAUCCUGGAAAGAGUCCAAAGCACUGGAGCCCUUUGGGAGCCAUCCUAAUGAAGCAAGGCUCAGAAAGCCCAUACUGGGGCAAUGAGAGCAGAGGGGAAGGGACUGCAUACAUCACGGCUUUAUCUAAGAUAUUCUACUGAAUCCUCAGGACAAUCCUAGAAGGCAGGAUUUCCAGGAAAGUGUUCAGGCAGGUCUAAUGACCUCUCCUGGACCUAGAGAUUGCAGACACAGAAGUCUCCCCAUGGCUCCUUAUCACAUCCGCAAAUACCAGGAGAGUGACAAUGAAAGUGUCCUGGCCCUGUUCUCCAGUGGGUUGGCUGAGCACAUUCCUGCCACCUUCCGCCAUAUGCUGAUGCUGCCCCGAAUCCUCCUCUUCUUACUUGGAGUGCCCCUCACUCUACUCCUGGUCACUGGCUCCUGGCUCCUGACCAUCGUGUCCAUCUUUACCCUACUUGUUUUCCUGAGGUUGCUUGCUAAUUUUCCCUGGAAGAUUCAUGAGGCCUUGUGUUUGCGCACAGACCUGGCUGACAUCACCAAAUCCUACAUGAGUGCAUGUGGCUCCUGCUACUGGGUGGCUGAGUGUGAAGGGAAGGUGGUGGGCACAGUAAGUGCUCUCCCAGUUGCAGACCCUCCUUUGGGGAAGAAGCAACUGCAGCUGCUUCACCUCUCGGUGGCCGUGGAACACCGAGGUAAGGGGAUGGCAAAAGCCCUUGUCAGGACCCUCCUCCAAUUUGCCCGGGAUCAGGGCUACAAUGAAAUUUUCAUUGAGACUACCAAGAUGCAUUAUAGUGCCCUGGCCCUCUACCAGGGUAUGGGCUUCCAGAAGACAGGUCAGUCUUUCUACGGUAUGAUUUGGAAGAUAUUGGCUAUUCCUAAAAUUGAUUUAACAUACCCUCUCCCUUCUGCUCAGAAAGAGGGAUUGUGAUCUAUUUCUCUGUGUAUCAGUCAGGAUCUGAUCAUCUACUCUAGUACCAAGCAACCCCUGACAUUUCGGUUAUAUAAACAAUAAAAGUUUAUUGCUCUUGUACAUCUGAAUCCAACAGGUUGGAUAGUGGGUGUGGGCACCGGGAUCUUUCUUCCAGUCAUUUUAGAUUGU